CAAAAAAUAAAAAUAAAAAUAAAAAGAUUCCCAGUUUUUAAAAAAAUAAAUAAUAAAUAAUAAAUAAAAUAAAAUAAAUAAAAUAAUUUUUUUUUUUUUUUUCCGUAAUUAAUUUUUAAAAUUUUUUUUUUUUUAAUUCUAAAGAUUCCAUUGUUUAUCAUCCCAAAUAAUUAUUAUUUUUUAAAUAAAUACAUACAUAUACAUACACUCACACAUAUAAUUUGAUUGAUGGUAAUUUUUACAUUUGUAAGACAUGGCGAAACUGAUUAUAAUAAAAAUGGAAUUUUACAAGGUCAUUUAAAUAUACCAUUAAAUAACAAGGGUAGACAACAGGCGGUUUCAGUUGGUCAGAAAUUAUCAAAAGAAAAUGUGCCAAUAAAUUUAAUAAUAACAUCAGAUUUAGAUCGAGCAUAUGAAACAGCCACUAUUAUCAAAGAACAAUUGGUAAAGCCUGAUCAUAAUAAUAUUGAAAAUAGUAUCAGUAAUAAUAAUAAUAGUAGCAGUAGUUAUCAAUGUUUUUCACCCCCUAUUGAAUCAACCCAGCUACUUAGAGAACGUAAUCUUGGUAAAUUGGAGGGAUUAGAUCUUCGACAUUUGGUUCAUUGGGAAGAGCUCCCAGAGUCAAAAAGAGCUGUAGAAAUCCAAAAUUUAUUAAAAUCACAAACUCCACAACAAAUUCAAUUACAAAAUCAAUUACAUCAGUUAAAUCAACAACAACAAAAGACCUUAAAUAAUGAAACCACUUUUAUACAAUCAGAACCAUCAUCACCAAAUCUUUCAUAUACAAAUACAUAUUCAGCAAAUUCAUCAGCACCAUCAUCGCCAUUAAGUUUAUCAGGCGCUUCAUCAUUAAAUACAUCAACGUCAUCAUUAUCAUCCACUCUUUCCAACUCUUCAUCUACAUCAUCAUUUUCCUCUUCAUUAUCAUCAUCACUAGAGAUACCAAUAUCUCUAACAUCAUCAUCAACUCCAACCAAUGUAAAAUUAACAUCAAAUAUUUUAAAGCACCUUCCACAUAAAGAAUUAAAGAUGGAGUCUAAAUCAAAAUUAAUUCGUCGUGCCAAAGAUGCUUUUCAAUUUAUACUCAGACAAAUACCUUCAAAAUUUAUAAACGAGGGUAACUCUUCCUCAUCAUCAACGUCAUCUACAUCAUCACCAAUUGAUGAAAUGUUUUUACCACCAUCAUAUAAUUCAUCGAUAUCACAACAAAGCACACCAUCUACUUUAAAUCAAACAUCAAAUUUCCAUAUAUUGGUUGUUUCUCAUAGUGUUAUAUUGAGAACACUACUAUCACUUUUAUUAUGUAAAAAAUCACCACCUUUAUUUUGUACCAACCCAAGUUCAAACAACGGUCUAGUUAGCCAAUCCGAACAGUCUUCAACCCAAAAUUUUAAAUGGAUUCAAUUUGAAUUAAAAAAUGCAUCCACCAUAAGAACCAGUUUUAAUAUUAUCGAAAAAAAAUCAAGAGACUCAAUUAAAAGAAUCCCAAGAGAAAUAACUUUUUAUCCUGAAACAAAUAAUAAAGCAAAUAGUAAUAGUACAAAUAGUAAUAACAGUGCUAGUAGUAGUAUUAAAAAGCAAUUACCCGUAUCAACUAAUAAUGUUGUCGUUAUUGAACCUGUAGAUAUUAAAAACCAAACCAUCAAUAAUAACAAUAAUAGUAAUAUAAAUAGUCCAAAUAAUAACAACGAUAUAGUUGGUAUUACACAAAAAUUUCAAAAAGCCUCAAUAAAUACCGAAAAUGAAGAGUAAUCAAAUUGUAUAUUUAAAUUGGUAUAUCCCCAUUCUGUAGUUUUCAAUAUAUUUCCAAAAAAAAAGUGUGUUUUUUGUUUUAUACACAAAAAAAAAAAAAAAAAAAAAAAUCAAAUUAUUAUUUGUUUAAUAGUUUUUUUUUCUUCAAUAAAUAAACUUUAUUUUUUUAUACCUUUU
This is a messenger RNA of Dictyostelium purpureum, 1929 nucleotides long. RefSeq lists its product as uncharacterized. Lineage: Eukaryota; Evosea; Eumycetozoa; Dictyosteliales; Dictyosteliaceae. Gene Ontology annotation, cellular component: cytosol. Gene Ontology annotation, molecular function: fructose-2,6-bisphosphate 2-phosphatase activity. The record is from RefSeq and is a predicted model, not a curated record. The coding region runs from base 229 to 1752 and encodes 507 amino acids. Gene Ontology annotation, biological process: fructose 1,6-bisphosphate metabolic process; negative regulation of programmed cell death; regulation of pentose-phosphate shunt. The transcript has 2 exons.